Centropristis striata (black sea bass) is the source of this 4117-nucleotide messenger RNA. It is a transcript of the gene trappc11, whose product is annotated as trafficking protein particle complex subunit 11. NCBI's taxonomy places the organism in Eukaryota, Metazoa, Chordata, Actinopteri, Perciformes, Serranidae. The coding region runs from base 405 to 3779 and encodes 1124 amino acids. The record is from RefSeq and is a predicted model, not a curated record. The transcript has 30 exons.
CAAGGUCCGCUACCGGUAGCUAUGCUAACUAGCUAGCUGACAGUUUGUUGUGGCUUCAGCAACAGCUGAUUAAUCUGCUUCUGUCGGGAUAUUUACAUCGGUGACUAACUUGGUUUACCUGUCGGACGGUGACCAGCGCUGACACGUUGUUAAAACGAGCCCAGGAAGCCUGAAACUAAAAGUGGACUGACGGUUUUUUUUGCUAAUUAACUUACAUUAGCCACCUCGCCCACUAUGCUAACAUUAGCUAGCUGGCGUUAACUGUUAACCUUGAUAGACAGCUCACUGGUCUCCUAGCAACACAUGAGGUGCAACUAGCAAAGUUAUCCGAGCUAGUUGCACGUAGCACCGUUACCGGCUCACUGACAGUAAUGCAACUGAGGUAUAUCCAUUGUUAGACCAUAAUGAUGGCAGGUUCCCAGUGGGAGCUUCCUCCAGAGCUAUGUUGUCGGCCCAUGGCCUUCGUGGCUUUAACCGGUCUGGAUGUGGUGUACAACGCGGUACACCGGGCGAUUUGGGACGCCUUCUGUGCCAACCGGCGAGCUGACAGAGUUCCUAUCUCCUUCAAAGUCCUCCCAGGAGACCACGAGUACCCCAAAUGUCGCACUAAGCGAACGUCCUACGAGUGGUACAUCCCUAAAGGCAUCCUGAAGACAGGCUGGAUGAACAAACAUCUGAACCUAGUACCAGCUCUGGUUGUUCUAUUCUACGAACUGGACUGGGACGACCCACAGUGGAAAGAGAAGCAAUCUGAAUGUGCAACCAAAGUGGAGAUCGUCAGGACCAGUCUUCAGGGCAGGAACACCAAGGUGGCUGUGGUUCUGAUCCAGAAGAAAACUCCUCUACCUCCAGGAGAAGACCUGGUAGCAUCAGAGAGAGCAGCAGCUCUCUGCAACGCCUGUGACCUGUCUGGCAAGAGUCUCUUCGUGCUGCCACACACCGACCACUUAGUGGGCUACAUUAUAAGGUUGGAGAACGCUUUUUAUGAACAUGCUCAGACGUACUACUACACUGAGAUCCGUCGAGUCAAGUCACAUAAAGAGUUCCUCAACAAGACAACACAUCAGCUGCUGUUUGUCAGACACCAGUUUAAAAUCGCCUUCUUCAGUGAGCUGAAACAGGACACCCAGAAUGCUCUCAAGUACUACAGAACUGCAUACAGUCUGGUUCAUGAGCUCAGAGCCCACGAGACCAACAUGUUGGAGAUCAAAACCAUGGCAGGAUUCAUCAACUAUAAGAUCUGCCGUCUGUGUUUCCAGCACAACACUCCUCUAGAUGCUAUAGCCCAGUUCAGGAAGCACAUUGACCUGUGUAAGAAGAAGAUCGGCAGUGCUGAACUGGCCUUCGAGCACGCAGCGUGGAUGUCUAAACAGUUCCAGUCGUUUGGGGAGCUGUUUGAUGAAGCCAUAAAGUUGGGUCUGACAGCCAUUCAGACCCAGAACCCUGGUUUCUACUACCAGCAAGCUGCCUGUUACAGCCAGGACAGGAAACAGCUGGCUCAGCAGCUUUGUCAGGCUGGAGCAAGUCAACCUCCCCCUGAAGGAGGCGACACGCAGAGUGGAGGACUAGACUUCUACGGCCAGAGACUCUGGAGACAAGGACACCAGAGUAUCGAUCCUCCAGAUGCAGAGAAGGAGAAGACUGGGAUUCUGUCGCUGCAGAUUAAAGAGAGAGACGUACCUCAUUCUGAGCUGAUAAUAGCCCUCCUCAGUAACGCUGUGGCACAGUUUAAGAAGUACAAGUGCCCUCGAAUGAAGAGUCACCUCAUGGUGCAGAUGGGAGAGGAGUACUACCACGCUAAAGACUACACCAAAGCAUUAAAGCUGCUGGACUACGUGAUGUGUGACUAUCGUACGGAGCGAUGGUGGGGUCUCCUGACAGCCAUCCUGAGCACGGCCCUGCGCUGUGCUUAUCUGAUGGCCAGUGUUAAAGACUACAUGAUCUACUGCAUGGAGCUGCUAGGCAGAGCUUCGACUUUGAAGGAGGAACAAAAGUUGAGGAUUGAGAAGAAUCUCAUCAAAGUCUUGAUGAACGAGGUCCCUGAGGCCGAGCCGGAGUGUGACCCGUCCUCCGUCAGUGCAGCCAGGCUGCUGUGGAACGACCGCAUGGCCUUGGCCGGAUCCAACGAGUUCACUAUAGAAGUGCAGGACUACAUCCCAUUCGUUCAGUGUAAGGCCAAGUUCCAGGCUCCCAGUUUCCACGUAGACCAACCCAUCCAGCUCCAGGUUUUCCUCCGAGCCGACUGUCCUCAUCCGGUAUCGUUCAACAAGCUAGCUGUCAGCCUCAGUAACCAGGAGUACAACCAGUGGUGUGUGGUGGACUCUGCAGGUCAGGAGAGUAUGAGCCUGCUGCCUGGAAAAACCAAAUGCUUCAACUUCAGCUUCGUAGCGAAGACUGAAGACGUCGGCAAGAAGAUCGAGAUGACGGGUAUCGAGCUGAUGCUGGGCAGUGACCGUGGCCGCUGUGUGUUCCUGAGCUGGCGGGGGGCGGGCGGAGACGCCGCCUCUACCCACGAAGCCUUGCAGGCUAGCAGAUCGUCACGGCGAUGGGGGCGGGGCAUCGAAGCACGCCAAGAGCCGGACUGGGACGGCCUGACCAUGCAGCACAGCACCAUGAUCAUCUCCAGAGUCCCAAAGAUCUCCGUUCAGCUGAGCCACCAGCCUCCUGCACUCAACAAUGAAAUGUACUGCAUCAACCUCACCGUCCAAUCACAGGAAGGGGGCGUGGCCAAGGAUGUCAAACUGACAGCUGGCCUCAAACCAGGCCAGGAUGCCAACUUAGGCCAGACCACCCACGUGACACUGGACGGCUCAAAGGUUUGUGAUGAAUCUGCUCCUGCCCUGCUGCCUGACGUUCCUCUAGGGGAUCUGAAACCAGGAGAAAAGUUGGAGAGGUGUGUGUAUGUGAAGUGUGUGUCGACUGGACCGAGGGUCUUCCUGUUCCAUGUGGCCUACAGCAUCGACACCACAGUGGAAGGACGGCAGAUCGUCUGCAAAUGUCACAAGGAUGAGACGGUUACCAUAGAGACGGUGGUCCCAUUUGAGGUCUCUGUCAAGUUUGUGUCAACCAAGUUUGAGCCACUAGAGCGGGUGGCGGUGGACAUCCCCUUCCUGUUGAUGACGGACAUCCUGUCCUCGUCCCCCUGGCCGCUCCUGCUGGCCUCCUCCACGCUGCAGCUGCUCACCAUGACCACAAACACACCACAGACUCCCUCACAGCUGCAGGAAGUGGUUUUACAGACAGACGAGUGUGCCAGUGAGUGUUUCUGCCUGCGGUGUCCUCCACUGACCAGCAGCAGUAACACCAUAGCUACAGGACAGUACCUGAUAUCCUGGAGGAGGAAGUCGUCCAGUGCAGACAGUCCGCUCAUCCAAACGACCGUCACUCUGCCUCACGUCAUCGUGGAGUCUGUUCCUCUUUACAUCCACGCUGAUUUACCAUCGUUUGGACGAGUCAGAGAGUCUCUUUCAGUUCGCUACCACAUAGAGAACAGAUCGGCUCUGGUGCAGGAGGUGGAGAUGGCUGUGGAACCUUCUGAUGCCUUCAUGUUCUCUGGACUUAAACAGGUGCGUCUGCGGAUCCUCCCCGGCUCAGAGCAGCAGAUGCUGUAUAACUAUUACCCUCUGAUGGCUGGUUACCAAACACUACCACAGCUCAACAUCAGCCUGCCGCGCUGCCUGACCACCAACACACACACCCUGAGACGCUUCCUGCCCCAACGCAUCUUUGUCAAGCCUCAGGGUCGACAGUUGGAUGACGCCUCCAUCGCUGCAGCUUGAGAAGAAUACACAACUGUUUACUGUAAAUACAAACAAAGAAACAUUGUGCAGGUUGUUCUUAAUAUAUGAUUCCUCACAACAUUAACACUAUUUGACAUUGUUCUGUGAAAACUCACCAGGAAACCCCUCUGACCAAGCAUCAGGACACACUUGUUCCCAUGUUUCUGUUGUUAAAGUCAGUGUGAUGACUUGAAGCCCACUGAUCCACUGAUGAUCACUUAAUAACAGAACAAAUCCUUUAUCAAUCUGAUAUGAGUUGUAUGGAAUUUAGGUAAAGUUUAAUACAUGAAUAUUGAAUGUGAUAAAAAAGUUUAAUUAAACUGAAGUGAUGUAAACUA